CGACAGUUUGCGGAGAGAAAACCGAGCCGGUUCGGAGUUUCCCGAGUUUUCAGCGCGCGGGUCGGUGUUAUGACUGAAAGCCCUCACCAUGAUGGAAUCGUGCUUCAACGAUAAGGUGGCCAGGACUGAAUCGAUCAUUGUGGAGGACCUGAGGAGAGAUCUAAACUCAGAUCUGACAGAAAUAGCAGAUGCCCAGGACUCUAGCGGCUCAGAGAGAGAGCUUCUGCAGGUGUACCUACGGAUACGACCGUUCUCACAGGCUGAACUCGAUAAUGGAGAAUCACAGGACUGUGUCACCAUCCAGCCUCCCGAUACGGUGCUUCUUAAGGCACCAAGGACGUCUCUCUCUGCCAGGCUGAGCGAUAAGUCGGUCCCCCAAACCGCACAGCGCUUUCAGUUCUCUCAGGUUUUUGGGCCUGAUACCUCACAGAAAGACAUAUUUGAUGGCACGGUGAAAAGUCUCGUUAGAGAUGUGCUGGAAGGAAGAAAUUCAUUGGUCUUCACUUAUGGAGUCACAAAUGCAGGAAAGACCUUCACUUUUUUAGGGCCAGAGACUGACAUGGGCAUCCUGCCACGCUCCCUGAACAUGAUCUUUAGCAAUCUGGAGGGUCGAAUCUUCACACAGAUGAGCCUGAAGCCUCAGAGGUGCCAGGACGUCCUCAAGCUCACCAAGGAGCAGCAGGUCGAGGAGGCCAUCAGCAAACGCAACCUCUUCAGACUCCUCAAGGAGAAUGAUGCUCAGAAAAGUAUGACUAGCCUGUUGACUUCCAAGACACUUGAAGAGUUGGCUGAAUUGGAUGGGUCAUUGAGUGAGAGGAGCCUUAGCUUGGACAUGGACCUCCACACCAAGUUCUCCGUGUGGGUGUCCUUCUGUGAGAUCUACAAUGAGAACAUACACGAUUUACUCGAGCAGCCGCCCAGCAAUGCAACACGGAGGACCAACCUGCGUCUCUGCCAGGACAUCAAAGGAAACUCCUUCAUCAAAGAUCUGCGCUGGGUGCAGGUGAACAGUGCUGAUGAGGCGUUUAAAGUGAUGAAGCUGGGCAAAAAGAACCAGAGCAUCUCCUCCACCAAGCUCAACCAGCUGUCCAGCAGGAGCCACAGUAUCUUUUCUGUGCGGAUUCUGCGGAUUGAAGAUGUGGGCAUACCCAGAGUGCACUCUGUCAGCGAGCUGUCCUUGUGUGAUCUGGCAGGAUCCGAGAGAUGCGGCAAAACGCAGAAUAAAGGAGAACGCCUAAAAGAGGCAGGAAACAUCAACACGUCUCUACUCAGCCUGGGCAAAUGCAUUAAUGCUCUGAAAGGCAGUCAGCAGGCCAGGCACCACGUUCCGUUCCGAGAGAGCAAGCUCACACACUACCUGCAGGGCUACUUCACUGGCCGAGGAAGGGCUGGCAUGAUUGUCAACAUCAACCAGUGCGCCUCCAUGUAUGACGAGACCCUCAAUGUGCUCAAGUUCUCUGCUGUGGCACAGAAGGUGGUGGUCCUUACCACUGCCACCGUCCUCCCAUUGGUGGUGAAGAGGAGUGCACGGGAGGUGUCCUUCAUCAUCAAUAAGGCAGCACAGCGGGGGUCGCGGCGUACUUCUCUACUGCGCUGGGAGCGCAGUCUGGAGGACGUCAAGGAGGACGCAGACUCCGAGGAGGACGAGGAGGAGGAAGAGGAGAGCAUCAUGGAGGACACCCUGCAAGACUCUGAUGAUGAGGGGAAAGAGACAGUGCUACUGGAUAAAGAGUCGUAUGAGAAUCAGCUGAUGUUGCUGGAGGAUCUUCAGGAACAGCUGAGGACGUGGAAAGCAGAAAACGCGGCUCUGGAGUCUCGUGUACGUGAGGAAGUCACGAAAGAGUUCUCGGAGCUGUUUACCCAAAUGCAGACAGAUUACAAUGAUCGCAUUUCCAAAGAGAGGGAGCUUGUCGAGGAGAGGUGUGAGCGACGGUUGGAAAUUUUCAAAAGUUUGGUGGGAAAAUCUGCUCAAGACACUAAUUGUGAUGGUGGUGAAGAGGCCAAAAAGCAGGAGAGCGAGCCUCCAUCUCUGGAUGGGAUGCUUGAUUCCAUGUGCUGCGACCUAGCAGGGAUCAGGCAGGAUGCUGAGGCGGCUCAGUCCUGUCUGGUGACCUCUGACUCUCAGCUCUCUGCAGCCCAAAGCAUUCUGGAGAAAAAGGUCAUAAAACUGACAGAGCAGCUCAGUGAAACGCAGAAACAGCUGAUGCUCAAAUCUCAAGAAUUGGACGCUCAGAGCAACUUGUCAAAGGAGUUGGAGGAAAUGAAAAAGACCCUGGAGAGUCGUGAGCAAAGGUUAACCGAUCUGAUGGUAAUGUGCGUGGAGAAGGAUGACCUGAAUGCCAAGAUCCAAGCAGAACUGGACCAGGCUGUAGAGGACGCUGGCAAAAAUCAUGCUACAAUCAAGGAACUUCUGCAGCUUAAGCGUAACUGCACAUGCUCAGAAAGCAGAACGAAGAUGGAAACGCGGAAGCGGCGACAAGAAGAGGGGUUGCAGGAGCUUCACGGACAGCCCCCUCUAAAGAAAGGGUCCCUGGAUGACUCUUCUCUCCCUGAAGACCUCAGUAAUGACUCUUUGUCUGAGGUCAGAGGUCAGCUUAAGUGUUGCCAGCUGGAGUCCCGUCAGAAAGAUGAGCAGAUCGCUGAUCUGGAGCGGGAACGCCAAACUCUGGAAUUUUGUAUCCGGGAACUAAAAUCCCAACUAGAAGAAGAGAAGCAAUCCCGUAGUGACACUCUACAAGAGAGAGAGCGCCUGGCUGCUGAGCUUAGUGCCCUUCAGAAGACCAUGGAGGAACAGCAGCAGAAGCUUCUCGCCAUGGAGAACCAACUUAGUGCUGCAGAGACAAACUGUAGCAACUUAAAGGCCUCUUUGGAGACCAACUGUGGAGCCAGAACAGCAGGUUCAGUUGGGGAAGAGGAGCUGAAUGCCGUCAAAUGCCGACUGGAAGAGCAGGACCAUGAAAUCAAGCAGAAGAUCGCCCUUAUUGGGAGCCUAGAGCAAGAAUUGGCCCAGCUGAAAGAGGAAACGGAAAGGUUCAGGGACUUUUCCUCGUGUCAGGAAUGCUCCAAGUUACGGCAGGAGAGCGACAGCAAAGAAGAGGCAGUAAAAGCUCUGGAGCAACAGCUGGCCGAGCACAAAGCUUCUCAUGACGAUCUCCAAAGAGUGAACUUGGACCUCCAGGCUGAGGUUGCAUCCAUGAAUGACCUUGUCACAGAACUGAAGGGUCAGGUCAGGACUGGCCAGGUGCAACAAGAAAAGGAGGAGGAUGAGAAAGCAAGAGAGAUGGCGGAGAAAGAAACUGCGCUUCUAGCUAAAGAGGGAGCGCUGAAACAGAAAGAGGCAGAGCUUUCUCAGAGGGAGGCGGAGCUGAUUGGCAAAGAACAGCUAAAGGAACCUGAAUCCAACACAGAGAAGACUGACACCAGGCUGGCCAGUAAGGAGGCGGAACGCCGGGAGAAGGAGGCGCAGCUCUCUGCCCUGCAAAAGAGCCUGAAGGAAGCGCAGGAACGGCUGGAGGAGGAGGAGACACAGGCUGUACAGGAGGCACGCAGGAGGGAGGCGGAGAGGAGACGGGAGCUGCUAGCUGUUGCUGAAGAGGCUAUUGCUCAGAAAGACGCAGAACUCCUGAAGCGGCAGGAGGAGAUCAACAGGUUGAAGGAGGAGAUGAAGAGCAAUUGCGAAAAAGUGAAAAGUCUGUCUGUGGACUUGCAGAGAAGAGAAGACGACACUGCCGAUCUGAGAGAGAAGCUCGUGGACUCGAAGAAACAGAUCCAGCAGGUGCAGAAGGAGAUUUCUUCCAUGCGUGAUGCAGAGAAAACUCUGAAGCAGAAAUCGAGCGAUCUGGAGAAGGCUAAAACCCAGCUGCAGAACGAGCUCUCGAAUCGUGACCGCACCAUUCAGCAGCUAAAAAAUCGUUCGUCUGAUUCCAAGACAGAAGAAUACGUCCAGCGCUAUGAGAAAACCCUUAAAGACUUGCAGGCACGGGAGCGUGUUAUAGAGGACAUGCGUUUGGCUCUGACGGAGCAGGAGGAGACGCAGACUCAGCUGGACCUGGAGCUGGACAAUAGAGAGGCUCAGAUCCAUGAUCUCACCCAGGAGCUGGAGAACCUAAAAGAGAUGAUGCUGAAGCAGAGAAAGAAAGACUCCUUACCCCACAAUGAUACAGCACUCACUGAUGAGCUCGCUCAGGCCAAAAAGGAGGCUGCCCAGGCACAGGAAAGCUUGAAUUUGGCUGCUGAGAAGCAUCAGGCUGAGCGUAAGAAAUGGCUGGAGGAGAAGCUGGUCCUGAUUGCUCACGCGAAAGAGGCGGAGGAGAGGAGGAACCAGGACAUGAGACGAUACGCUGAUGACAGAGAGCGUCACACUCGCCAGCACACUGAGAUGGAGUCACUGACUGCAAGGCUCGCCGAACGCGAGGAGGAGAUGGAGAGAUGGAGGAAAGAGAGAGACUCGCUCGUUUCUGCUUUGGAGGUUCAGCUAAAGAAACUCAUCUCCUCACUUGCAGAGAAAGACAAGAAGAUCGAGGAACUGCAGCGUAGUGACCACUCCCAGACACCAGAGGGGGCUGAUGAGGGCAGAGCUGAGGAGCUGCAGGCUCUGCUGAAUGAGAAAGAGGCUGAGAUCCACAGACUGAACGAGCAGCUCAGCAAACUGGUGCACACGCACGGCACCAGAGAGACUGAAGCCAGCGUACGCAGAGACUCUUCCACACAGACAAUGGAUGACUUGGAAAUGGGGCGGCCUCUGGACAGCAGCACUCUUAAACUCAAAAGAAAAACUAGAGGAUCUGUCACCAGCCAGGGUUCCUGUGGCAGCUAUCCGUCUGUGCUCGACUCGUCUGAGGUUUCCACGGAGAUGGGCCGACGUUCUCGGUUCCCGAGGCCUGAGGUAGAGAUCGCCUUCAGCUCGCUGCAGCCAGACCGCUUCGCCCUCAAGCGGCAUGGCGACGAGUCCGCCGUCACCGUUAAAAUUUCCCGCACAGCUCGCAAGAGAAAGAGCGGCGAGAUGGAGAAGAAAAGAGGCAGCAGCAGAAACAGCAAGACCAAACCCAACCCAGCACCACAGGCCAGUUCUCAGGAUGGAGUGGAGAUGGAGAACAGGAGGAAUUUGAGGUGCAAGAAUACACCCAGGCUACCUGCACACCAGGAGGAGGAGGUGUCCCCUGCGCUGGUCGCAAAAAAUUCUCAUGACUCCCCGUCCAGCCUGCGGGGGAAGAAGGAGGGGACGCUGCAGAAAAUCGGAGGCUUCCUGCACAGCUCACCCACCUUUCUGGGCAGCAAAGCUAAGAAGAUCAUGGGCUUGAUGAGUGGGAAAUCCCCAGACGAGGGUGGCUCCUUGAGUCUUAAACGCCACAAAAGGAAACUCUACAGGCCCAAUAUCUCCUCUCCUAUGGACAUACCAGCUCACCAGAUCAUUAGUCAAGAUGCAGAGGAGAAAGAGAGCGACCAUCUCAUCAUUAAGAAGCGACUACGGACCAGAACUCCGAAGUAAUAGGAUCUGGUGUGGAACGGGAAUGUCAUACAAUGUAUAUCACUAUAAGCUUUUUUUCCUUUAAAAUGAAGCAUUCCAUCCUUUUUUAAUCAGUUGCACUUUUUAUCUUUUUUUGCACACAUUUAUCCUUAUUUUAGUUCAUGCUGUAUUAAAUGUUAUCCAGUGUAACCGUCCAGUAAUGUAAAAUACUGUUAGAACUUUGUUGUAGAUCACAAAUUAGACACUUUUUCUUAAGUUAUAAUGAGGUAGAUUUUUUGCUGCUAAAAUUGCAGAAUGGGAUUCAGCUGUAUGGAUCAACAUCAACACUACUUCAUGCUGUGUUUACUACUGUAUCUCAAGCAGCCCACCGUAUGAAUAUGCUGUCAAGCAAAUAAAUGUAAAAUAGC
Messenger RNA from Colossoma macropomum (tambaqui), 5874 nucleotides. RefSeq names its product kinesin family member 20Ba (gene kif20ba). Gene Ontology annotation, cellular component: nucleus; spindle microtubule. The record is from RefSeq and is a predicted model, not a curated record. Gene Ontology annotation, biological process: microtubule-based movement; mitotic spindle assembly. Lineage: Eukaryota; Metazoa; Chordata; Actinopteri; Characiformes; Serrasalmidae. Gene Ontology annotation, molecular function: plus-end-directed microtubule motor activity; ATP binding; microtubule binding.